GUCCCCAUUUCGUUUUCCACCUCCUCAUCCUCCCUCUUUAAAGACGAGAAGGAUCAAUCGAUCAGCGACACAAAGAGAGACAGUGAGUCGGAGCCCCGGAAAGUCAUGUCAGGGCUUCACAGAUCCUCAAGCGCUCCAUUGAAGAACGGCCUUCCGCCUCAAGAACUCCUCGACGAUCUCUGCAGUCGCUUUGUGUUGAACGUUCCCAAGGAAGAUCAACAAUCAUUUGAGAGAAUCUUGUUUCUGGUUGAGUAUGCACAUUGGUUUUAUGAGGAUAAUACCGUUGAAAAUAAUCCAUCGUUGAAAUCCUUUACUCUCAAGGAAUUCACAUCUUUAAUGUUUAAUAGUUGUGAGGUUUUGAAACCAUAUGUUCCUCAUAUUGAUGAUAUAUUCAAGGACUUCACUUCCUACAAGGUUCGAGUUCCCGUCACUGGAGCAAUCAUUUUGGACCAAACGUAUGAAAGGUGCUUAUUGGUUAAAGGGUGGAAAGGAACCAGUUGGAGUUUUCCACGUGGAAAAAAGAACAAGGAUGAGGAAGAUCAUGCAUGUGCCGUCAGAGAAGUUUUGGAGGAAACAGGAUUUGAUGUCUCUGAACUUCUUGACAAAAAUGAGUACCUUGAGGUGAUAUUUGGGCAGCAGCGGGUGCGCCUAUAUAUAAUUGCUGGUGUUAGUACUGACAACACUUCCUUUGCUCCACUUACCAAAAAGGAGAUCAGUGAAAUCGCAUGGCAUAGACUAGAUGAUCUCCAACCCGCCAGUGAUGAAGUGAUAUCACGUAGUGUCACAGGCCUGAAGCUUUACAUGGUUACUCCAUUUUUAAAGUCGUUAAGGACAUGGAUUGCAAAACAGGCACCUCCAGUUGUUUCAAAAUCAGAUUCUUCUCGCAGAGGAAUUAGUGUUUGGAAGGCCAAAAAUAGUUCUACGGGAAGCAGCUCAACAGCCAUGGUUAACAUCCAGCAGCCUAAGAUUCUGCCUGAUACUCGUGUAACUGAAACUCGUGGAACUGAAACUCGUGUAGCUGAAAAAGGGCCUGGCAAAAGCCUUAGAAACUUUGGUUUUGAUACGUCGUCAAUCUUACGAGCCAUGGAGUCGGGAUUUCCUGGUUAAAUGUUCCUGUGCGGAUGCUAAUUUCUGAAGGAUGUCUCACAUAUUCUGCUACAAUGAUAAUCGCAUUUAGCACUGCACAUGAUUUAGUUAUAAGGUAGUUAUGCUUCUGUAGUCUGUACAUUGUAUUUGUCAGGAAUUCCAGGUUUUAGGUACUUGUACAUUAUGUACAGAAUUCCUUCAAUGUGAUGACAGUUGCUGUCCAUAUUGUGAAUCUUUGGUUCUACCCGAAUGUCAACUAACUUUGUACCUUAAAUAUGGAUGGACUAUCCACGGUGAAUGACACGGAGUUCUGUUUUUCUA
Molecule: messenger RNA, 1407 nt
Organism: Spinacia oleracea (spinach)
Lineage: Eukaryota; Viridiplantae; Streptophyta; Magnoliopsida; Caryophyllales; Amaranthaceae
Product: mRNA-decapping enzyme subunit 2
Exons: 8
Coding region: 106-1107 (333 amino acids)
Biological process (GO): deadenylation-dependent decapping of nuclear-transcribed mRNA; nuclear-transcribed mRNA catabolic process, nonsense-mediated decay
Cellular component (GO): cytoplasm
Molecular function (GO): RNA binding; manganese ion binding; 5'-(N(7)-methylguanosine 5'-triphospho)-[mRNA] hydrolase activity
Source: RefSeq, a predicted model, not a curated record